Molecule: messenger RNA, 1059 nt
Organism: Nomia melanderi (Alkali bee)
Lineage: Eukaryota; Metazoa; Arthropoda; Insecta; Hymenoptera; Halictidae
Gene: Yip1d1
Product: Yip1 domain-containing 1
Biological process (GO): endoplasmic reticulum to Golgi vesicle-mediated transport; vesicle fusion with Golgi apparatus
Cellular component (GO): trans-Golgi network
Source: RefSeq, a predicted model, not a curated record
UUUUUUGAAUCCAAUUUCUUACGUUAGGUGGCGUGAAUUCCUCUAUAUGGUGAAGAAUUUCUAAACUCCAUUCAAAAAUCUCAACACAUAUUGCAAGCAGUUAAAUUGUAAAACAGUUGUCAAAAUGUCUGGUUAUACUGGCUUAGAAAAUUAUUUGGGCCAACCAGUCCAAGGACAGUAUAAUUUCGAUCCUUCUGAUUUUGGUCAACCUAACCAACAAUUCGAGUUUCAGACAUAUAGUGACCAACAAUCUGAGAGUUAUUCCUCUUAUAACCAAAAAAGUUUUUUAAACCCCACUCCAAAUACAUACGGUAGUGAUAUGUAUAAUCAUGAUGACUUUACAAAAGGAUCAAAUGGAUUUGUAGACGAAGAAGAAGAACCUCCACUCUUGGAAGAACUGGGUAUAGACCCUAAACGAAUAUUACAAAGAACAUUGGCUGUAUUAAAUCCAUUUCACAAAAGAGGAGAACUUGAUGAUGCAAACUAUCUACUUCAGGAUUCCGAUUUGGCUGGCCCAGUCGCAUUCUGCAUAGUAUUUGCUGCGUGUUUAUCAUUGUCAGAUUCAAAAGCUAAUUUCAGUUAUGUUUAUGGCUUAGCCGUGACAUUUUGUAUAUUCAUGUACAUUCUUUUGUCGCUAAUGAGCCAUAGAAGCAAUAUCACAUUAUCUUCUAUAGCAUCUGUUUUGGGAUAUUGUUUACUACCUAUAGUAGUACUUGCUAGUUUUAGUAUAUUCACUACAUUGAAAGGGUCUAUAGGAUUAAGUCUUGCCAUAUUGGCUGUUGUUUGGGCAACUCUUUCCUCAUCUAGAUUACUUACUACCAUAUGUGGAGAAGAAAAUCAACGUCCUUUAAUUGCUUAUCCUUGUAUUCUUAUUUACGGAGCUUUCACAACAACAGUAAUAUUCUAAUAAUAUUCAAUAAAUUUAUAUAAUUUCUGUAAAAAAUAUAUUACCAUAAAACAUUCUUUACAUAUAAAUAAAUCACCUUUUAAAAGUUUAUAUCUUAUAUGGAAAAUUCUUACUUUUAUUUAACAGAGAAAUUUUUUAUUUGUUAAAGUCUU